This is a messenger RNA of Fraxinus pennsylvanica, 894 nucleotides long. Lineage: Eukaryota; Viridiplantae; Streptophyta; Magnoliopsida; Lamiales; Oleaceae. The record is from the annotation of a GenBank genome assembly.
AUGCAUGGGAGCGAAGCAGGAAUGAUGGGCCAUUAUAUGCAAGAGCAAGAUCACCACCACCAUCAUCAUCCUGGGCUGCAUCAUCAUAUGAGCAAUGGGAAUGUGAUAGACCAUGAUGAGCAUGGCCACGAUAGUGGUGGUGGAGAAAGUGAAGGUAUGGACGGGGAGGUCUCUGCUGAUCCCGGGAACUUAUCUGAUAACCAUGGUGCAUUGGUGUCUCAAGGAGGGGGCACUGAGGAUAAUAACCAGCUAACACUCUCUUUUCAGGGGCAGGUUUAUGUUUUUGACUCUGUAUCUCCUGAAAAGGUUCAAGCUGUACUUCUAUUACUCGGGGGACGUGAAGUACCUCCUAACAUACCUACGGUUCCAGUAUCCAUGCAUAAUAGUGGAGGUUUAUCAAGUACCCCGCAGAAGUUCAAUGUCCCUCAGAGAUUGGCUUCACUAAUUAGAUUCCGUGAAAAGCGGAAAGAACGAAAUUUCGAAAAGAAAAUCCGUUAUACUGUUCGUAAGGAGGUUGCUCUAAGGAUGCAGCGAAAUAAAGGACAAUUUACAUCCUCAAAGCCCAGUCAGGAUGAUUCUGCAUCAGCAGUUUCGAGUUGGGAGUCAAACCAAAACUGGGGAGCAGAUGGCACUUCAUCCCAAAUUCAAGAGAUUUCCUGUCGACACUGUGGUAUCAACGAGAAAGCAACUCCUAUGAUGCGACGUGGACCAGAUGGGCCGAGGACCCUUUGUAAUGCCUGUGGACUUAUGUGGGCUAAUAAGGGAACUUUAAGGGACCUUUCAAAGGCAGCAACCAUGGGAACGAAUCCUCCCCGCAAUAGGAUUGACAAGAAUGGAAAUUUAGAGGCGGAGCAAAUGGUUCUCAGGGCUGCGGCAAAUGGUGAUGAUUUGUGA